Molecule: messenger RNA, 1825 nt
Organism: Phragmites australis (common reed)
Lineage: Eukaryota; Viridiplantae; Streptophyta; Magnoliopsida; Poales; Poaceae
Product: amino acid permease 3-like
Exons: 3
Coding region: 175-1590 (471 amino acids)
Cellular component (GO): plasma membrane
Source: RefSeq, a predicted model, not a curated record
CAUCUCUCCGCUCUCACCUCGCAGCCUCACUCGCAGCUCCACAGCUUCCAAGACCUCGCUUUUGCCUGCUGCCGGACGCUCGCUCGCUUGGUUACUUCACUCCGAUCGAGGAGAAGAAAUAAAGCUGAAAGAGGAAGCUCGUUCGCAGUAGUCGUGAAGCCGCCUCACAACGGCAUGACGCACAUGGUUCCGAUGGAGGUGUCGGUGGAGGCCGGGAACGCCGGGGAGGCCGCGUGGCUGGACGACGACGGCCGCCCCCGCCGCACGGGCACGAUGUGGACGGCUAGCGCGCACAUCAUCACCGCCGUCAUUGGCUCCGGCGUGCUCUCCCUCGCCUGGGCCAUCGCGCAGCUCGGCUGGGUGGCCGGACCCGCCGCCAUGCUCCUCUUCGCCUUUGUCACCUACUACACCGCCACGCUGCUCGCCGAGUGCUACCGCACGGGCGACCCCUCAACGGGGAAGCGGAACUACACCUACAUGGACGCCGUCCGGGCCAACCUCGGCGGCCCCAAGGUCGCCUUCUGCGGCAUCAUACAGUACGCCAACCUCGUCGGCGUUGCCAUCGGGUACACCAUCGCGUCGUCCAUCAGCAUGAAGGCCAUCAGGAGGGCCGGCUGCUUCCACCAGAACGGACACGGCGACCCGUGCAAGAGCUCCAGCAACCCCUACAUGCUCCUCUUCGGCGCCGUGCAGAUCCUCUUCUCGCAGAUACCGGACUUCGAUCAGAUUUGGUGGCUCUCCAUCGUCGCCGCCGUCAUGUCCUUCACCUACUCCAGCAUCGGCCUCUCGCUCGGCAUCGCACAGACCAUCUCGAACGGUGGGUUCAAGGGCAGCCUCACCGGCAUCAGCAUCGGCGCUGACGUCACCUCGACGCAGAAGGUCUGGCACAGCCUGCAGGCCUUUGGCGACAUCGCCUUCGCAUACUCCUUCUCCAACAUCCUCAUCGAGAUCCAAGACACGAUCAAGGCGCCGCCACCGUCGGAGGCGAAGGUGAUGAAGAAGGCGACGAGCCUGAGCGUGGCGACGACGACGAUCUUCUACAUGCUUUGCGGGUGCAUGGGGUACGCGUCGUUCGGCGACGCGGCGCCGGACAACCUCCUCACGGGGUUCGGCUUCUACGAGCCCUUCUGGCUGCUCGACGUCGCCAACGUCGCCAUCGUGGUGCACCUCGUCGGCGCCUACCAGGUCUUCUGCCAGCCCAUCUUCGCCUUCGUUGAGCGCCGCGCGAACGCCGCGUGGCCUGGCAGCGCCUUCAUCACCCGGGAGCUCCGCGUUGGGCCCUUCGCGCUCAGCGUGUUCCGUCUAACCUGGCGGUCGGCGUUCGUGUGCCUCACCACCGUCGUCGCCAUGCUGCUGCCAUUCUUCGGCAACGUCGUCGGCCUCCUCGGCGCUGUCUCAUUCUGGCCGCUCACCGUCUACUUCCCGGUCGAGAUGUACAUCAGGCAGCGCGGCGUGCCACGAGGAAGCACGCGGUGGAUCUGCCUCCAGACGCUCAGCGUCACCUGCUUCGUCGUGUCCAUCGCCGCCGCGGCUGGCUCUAUCGCCGACGUCAUCGACGCCCUCAAGGUCUACCGGCCCUUCAGCGGCUAACGUCGUCGGAGCCGUACGUGCAUGGAUCAUUCCUUGCGGCUAAUCCAUCGUACAAACAAGAGGAAGAAAGAACUUAGUGUGAGACGUUUGCACCAAAGCACCAAGGAGGUGUUGUUUGUGAUAUAGACUCAAGCGUAGUUUUGUUCAAGUUUUGUUGUGCAACCUGUUGUUUCUGAGAAAUUUCAAGUAAUAUAUGAAGAGAAGAGCGAAAAAAUACCUUCCAUAUGAAGCUUGC